UGUUAUGCCUUACAGUAUUUGGCAAGAAUUCAAGUUUUCUAGCGUUAAUAUAUUACAAUAUUUAAGUGAAACUAGACACAUUCUUAAUAGUGCUUCAUUUAUAUCUUUUUAGAAAAAGCAUUUCUUAUGGACAUUUUUAACAGCAGCUGCUGUAUAGUCCUUGUGGCUUAGCGCUUCUUUUUGAUUAUAAUAAUAAUAAUUUAACAGCAGCUUCAUUGAAAAUGUGUAUGAGGUGUAAACAAAGACUUCAGACAUCACUGGGCUCAGGGACCAAGGUGAAAACGUAUGGAUGGAAGCUGACAGAAGACAAUUUAAAAAUUUGAAAUAAUCUGUGGCAAGAAUUGCAGAAUCUAGAAACUAAAUGGAAAGAUUACUUAAACUUGUGAAGUGGAGCAAUGUUAUUUCAAUAGAAAUUUGCUGGAACAUGUUGUAUGAAGUUCCUUGAAUACAGUACAUAACAUCAGCUUAAUCUUUUAGAGCACUUUUUUAUAUACAAGGUACUUCUGCAAACAUUCACUAUGUUAAUAAAACAUAAAUGGAAAAUUAGUCAGUUGAAACUAAUUGAUAUACAGUGUACAUAAAUGUUAAAUGGGUAUGAAUUGACCACUAAGGUACUAACAAAGUGAUAAUAUUUUAGAUUUAAAAGUUAAGGUAUAAUUUUGAUUUUAGCAUUAAAUUUAGUGAAAAAUUACUGUCAUCCUAUAUGUAUAAGUAGUCAUAAAGUACCAACCAGAGUUUGAGUGAUAAAACAAAUAUUUUGACUGGAAUUUACCAGUGAAAAAAAAAAUUCAGAAUUGAAUGACAAAAAUGUUUAAAUAUAUUGAAUCAUAGGAUUUUAUUGGGUAGAACUAUUUAUAUAUAAAUAAUUAUUAGAUACAAGUUUUAAAGAAAUAUUACAAUGGAAGCUUUACCUGAAGAUUCAUGUGCUAUUACACCAGGACUGGAAGACAGGGAGUAUUCCGAGGGUGAAAAUGUAUUUGAACAGCAUUGUGACCCUAAUGCUCUUCUAUUGAAUGACACUACAGACAAAUCAUUUCACUGCACUUUAUGUGGGAAAGGGUUUUCCCAAAAAGGAUCCUUAAAAAGGCAUACACAGACUCAUUCAGGUGAAAAACCAUUUGGUUGCCCUGUGUGUGGAAAGGUGUUUUCAAGAGAGAGUAACUGUAAGGAACACAUUCUUAUUCAUACUGGAGAGAAACCAUUUCAGUGCACACUAUGUUGCAAAGGAUUUACCCAGAAAGGUACUCUUGUAAAGCAUCUCUAUACUCACACUGGAGGUAAACCAUAUGAAUGUUCAGAAUGUGGGAAGACAUUUGCACGUAUUGGUGAACAGAAAAUCCACAUGGUGACUCAUACAGGAGAGAAAGCACAUGAAUGUGCUUUGUGUGGAAUGGCAUUUGGGCAGAAAGGUUCACUUACUAGGCAUAUGCAGUCUCAUUCUGGAGAGAAGCCUUUUAAAUGUGAUUUAUGUGGAAAGUUUUUUGCCCGUAAUAGCAACUUAAAAGUGCAUUUGCUUAAUCACAAGGGAGAAAAAUCAUUUGUGUGCUCGAUAUGCGGAAAAAGUUUUGCACAGAAAAGUACUCUUAAGAAGCAUAACUACACACACAUCACAGAGAGAUCAGUUGAAUGUCCUAUCUGUGGCAAGGCAUUUGUGCAUCAAGGUCAGAUUAAGCUACAUAUGCUUAGUCACACAAAAGAAAAAUUAUAUGACUGCUUAUUAUGUGGGAAGAGUUUUGCACAGAAAGGUUCUCUUGAAAAACACAUUUUUAUUCAUACUGGCCAGAAACCAUUUGAGUGUAAAGAGUGUGGGAAAGUUUUUACUCAGAAGGGCCACUUGACUACACAUAUGUUAACUCACACUGGAGAAAAGCAGUUUGAAUGUUCUGAGUGUGGAAAACCAUUUGCUCGGAACAGUGAUCUGAAAGCUCACAAAGUAAUACACAGUGGAGAAAAACCAUACGAGUGCCCAAUAUGUGGGAAAUGCUACUCUCACAAAAGUAAUGUUAGUAAACAUAUACGAACUCACACGGGUGAAAAACCAUUCGAGUGUUCAAAAUGUGAUAAAAGGUUUGUCCAGAAAAAUUCCCUCAGGAAGCAUAUGCAGUCCCAUACAGAUGAAAAGUAAUGCUUUAUAUCAGUUUCAUUAAUGCAAAUUUUCUGGCAUAAUGAGAUUUUACUAAAACUGUAAAAUAUCUGUACUACAAUAAUGUGCAGCAUUGAAAAAAAAUAGUAUUUUCAAAGGUAUGUUAAAUGAUAUUUAAGUUUUUUUAAAUUGAUUCAUAUGUUAACAAGUAAAUUUUUAUGAAAAAAGUUAAGCCAAGUGGGAGUUGAUAGCAUUUAACCCUUUGACUGUCGCAACCCCCAAUCCUGAGGUGUCUCCUGGUGUCGCAAAAUUUAAAAAAAAAAAUUAUUUUUUUUUAUGAAAUGAUAGAGAAUCUUUUCCCGAUUGUAAUGACACCAAAAAAAACGAAAUUUGAUGGAAAACUGACGGAAUUAUGCUCUCGCGAAGUUAGCGACCUCGGCGCUGUUUACAAAUCGGCGAUUUUGCCCACUUUGAGCCCUAUUUUCGGCUAAUUCCAUUGUUCCAGUCACCCAAACUCAUAGCUCUUUCUUUAGAACUCCAUUUUUUUCUAUCGAUUGAGUACAAGAAACUGCCCAUUUACCGAUUUCAACUACCUAAUAAUGUGGUCAGAAAUUUGCAAUUUGGCCAAUUUCACGAAAAUUAAAAAUAUGACAAUUUCAAAAUAAGGUCCAGAAUGAACAAUGCAGACAUUCCUGGCUCUAAAAUAACAUUUUCUUUGCUCAUCAGUCAUGUCUCCAGGCCCCUCUGAUAUUACUCUUGCUUUCUAUUUUGAAUUUUUAUUCAAACAAAAAAUAGAAGACUUACUAUUAUGCAGACUACUGCAAUACUGUAAUAAUUGUAUAAAUAACAUCAACCCAUUCAUGACUGCAUAUUAGAAUGGCUAGUUGGACAUUUAUUGGACAAUGGCAUCAUUUGUUUACUUUUGAACAUUGACAAAAAUCAAACAUUUCCCCUACUUUGAGCUCCAUUUCUAGGUUCUUUUUAUAGUAAAAUCAAUCAAAAUCACCUCUAUUUCUGUAAUAUGUUUUCCAUUCUAUCAAAUGAGACCAAGAAAACGAGAAUACCACCAUAAAUACUAUAUGAAAAUAGACCACAAAGUCGGCAUUUUAAUUAAAAAAAACGGUCAGGUUUUUUUUUUCUCAUUAUGCACUGCAUGCUCCAGAAUUUUUUUUUAUAUGGUGCACACUGACCACACAGACCCAUUCUCUCACAUGUGGGCCUACCAGCUUUCUCCUGCUUGAUUUGAAGCCACUAGAAUUUAUGAGUAUACAUACGUCAAACAAGGUACCUCGUAAGACGUAUAUAUACAGCCGCGGCAGUCAAAGGGUUAAGGAAUACAAUUUUUUUUUUUGGGGGGGGGGAACAUUUCUACUAAAAAGUGCAAUAAUUGUGGAGUGGCAAAUAUUUAUACAUAUAUAGAAAGAAUAAACAAUAUAACGAUUAGAAUACUAAUUUAUCUCAGAUUACAAGCACAUCUAGAGGAAACUUUAAAGAUGAUAAAGUAUAAUUAUUAUUAGACCUGUCUUGUUAAAGGCCAAGGUGAACUUGCUCAGUUAUUCUUUAUAGCAAGUUUGCAGUCAUGAGACUCGGGCAGUUGUGUCCACCGUUUUGCCUGUCAAAUACAGUAAGUCUUCGACUUACAAACACGCUGAGAAUCUUCUGUAUUAUGUAUAUCAUUAUUAUACACAAUACAGAAAGUCCCCCAACAUGUUUGUAAGUUGACGACUUUCUGCAUUAUGAAUAUACACAAUUCAAGAGGUCCCCACUGUGUUUGUAAGUCGAGGACUUACUGCACAUGGUUUUCAUUCAACCAUUGGGUGUGAUGGAGCUAUAAUAAAAAACUUAAAAGGUGUUAUGCCAUACACGUGUCAUUAGCGUUUAUACAAAUGUAAUAUGUCAUUAUUAUUUAGUAUAGCAGUAACUAAUCCUACAUAUAUGAAGCUACAGUCAGUUCAUUUGUGUCUUGACACUCUUUCUCAUCAAGGAUAUACUGUAUACACUGAUAGUUUACUUUAAUCCAUAUUUUAGGGAGUAAGUAUGCUUGAAUGUGAACAGGUUAUAUGCAGCCAUAAUGACCAUCGUGUGGUCGAUAAACUUAAAAUGAAUCAGAUGCACAGUAAGUAGCAGCUCUGGUGGCACAAAAUAAGUGUUUUGUUACAUGUUAUAUAAUGUGAUGGCCCAUUAUCCUCAACAAAGUAAUUACUGUGGCUUAGUCAGAUGUGGGACUGUAACUGCAGAAUAAAGCAGUGAUUGUGUGUUGUACUGUCAGCUUGGUGGUUCCCUAUUUUCACGCUCCAAAAUUUAUUGGCAUUAUGGUAUGUUAUAAUUAGUUAAGUGUUAUUGAUGGAUGACAAUCGGAUGUAACCUAAAAAGCAUAGCUACAGAAAUUUGCUAAAAACAGUAGGUAAGAAAUCAACUUAGGAUUUUGGACAGGUUAAUUGUUCACACAUUUCAAAUAAAAUUUAAUGAAUCAGUGCUUCAGAAUUCUUGUACAGUAUAAACAUUAAAUCUAUAGAUAUUAGUAUUAGUUCAAAUAAACAAUGUUGCAACUCGUGAGAGGCAUACAGCAAUGCUUCCCGUGUGACAUCAUGUACAAACACUACAGUAUUGUUUCAUACAUGGCAUCCAGUUAGUUUGUUUCUUAGCAAAUAGCAAUAGAACUGGUCAAUUUUUAUUAUUUUAGCCUGGAUGUAUCUAAUGAAAUGUUUUGAAAUUUAUAAUUUGUUGGCUGCUUCCAUAGCAAUCAUUGGUUUUCUGAAUAUCUUUGUGUAAAAUUUUGUUUUAACUGACCCAGAAUAAAUGCCCAUGAAUGCAUGUAGUGCAGUACAUGACCUUUAAAAUAAGGUAAUUUUUAUUCUAGAAAUGGAGAUAUAGUUCAGUGUAAAAUGUUAGUCACUUGCAGUAAAACAUAUUUCUACUAGAUGUAAGCUCUUUGCCUUUAGCCUUAUUACCAGUAAUUACAACUAGUUAUGCAGUACUUAAAAAGCAUUCUGUUCUUGUGAUAGCAAAUUUUCAGGAGGAGGAUGCAACAGACAUGUGUAGUAGUAGUAGUAGUAGCAGCAGCAGCAGCAGCACACAGCAAGAGGCAUUCUUGAGCUUCCCCAGUGCUAAGGCUUAAUUCCAAAAGUUGGGAUGUGACUCCAAAAGGAUCCUGUAGUACUUGCUGCCUUUGCACCUCCUGACAUUGUCUGCUGUUAUGCAGUUGCCACACCCUUCGAGCCCAGUGUGGGCGGGAUUUGUGGCAGCCCAAGAUGCCUAGCUUCUUCCUCCAAGCCCUGUGGGGCAGGGGACUGGGGCUAGGCUUAGGGAUAGCUGUCCCAGAAGACAAGGAGGUACUUGUACCUCCUCCCAUGGCAGAUAUUGGUCUGAGGCACUCCCUUGACAGAGAGCCAAGGCCAGACCCCCUCUUGGAAAAGGCUCGGGCCAGGCGAUUAUGCCGCGAAUCUACAACAGAACGGCAAAUUUUAAAUUUUUCAUUUUACUUGCAAUCAUAGAAUGCUAGUGAAACUAAAUUGUUUGUAUUCACAGUUUUUUUAAAUUACAAUUGGUCAAGUGGUUGUAAAUGGCAUGGUGAUUCUGACAAGCUGUGAAUUAGGGUAUAAUGUCUUGAACUGUACAUGACUGUCUUAUCCACUGUAGUUGGUGUCUUUAUCCACUGCAAUUGGUCACUUAACUGUACUGCAUAUGAUAUGUUUUUCAGGAAGGCAUGUAACCCAUAAACUUAUAAUUAAAACCAAAGAUGAUUACAUCUUUGGUCAUCUCAUAGGAUGGCCACCUGUGCCAUUCUGCAAGGGUUUCUGGGUUGUAAUUUAAUAAGAUCCCAGAAUUGCCUUCAAUACGUACUGUUUAAAGUUUUUUUUCUCUAAGUGUAGGGUUAUUUGUGAAUUAUUCCAGCCAUUGUAUUAUGAUCUUUACUCUUCAGAUGUUGAUAGAUUACUCUGUUUAUCAGAGCUUACAGAUUUGAAUGCUCUUAUUUAUCUGAGAACUUUGAAAGUCUUUAAUGCUCUGAGAAUUUCUUUUUUAAAUGACACCUAAUUUUCUUUACCACCAUUUUGUUCCUUUUAAUGUUGGCAAUCAUUUGCCAUGCUACACUGAAUAACCCACAGUGAUUUAGUUAGCUCUUUCUGUGAAUAUAAUAAUGGGGUAAAAAAUGAUAAAAUAUCCACAACUGAUAUAUUGCACCAAUCUUUUAUUCCUAAUUUUGCAUAUCUACUUGCCCUGAGUAAUCUACAGCUUUUUCCUCUUGCUGUGAGUUUCUCUUUGUACUAUGCAGCACUGAAUGCCCACCAUUGUUUUUUUUCACAUUUUAUAAAUACUGAAUAACUGUGUACUUCAUUUUACCAUUGGAUUGCAUUGAAUAUAUAUUACAUUGAAAUAUUUGCAUCUAACUAACUUGUACCUUCAGGGAAUUUGCUAGAUGUUCAUACCAAACAUAGGGUGCAACCAAGAACUUGUUCUUUCAUACUGAAUAGUUUUCCUCAUUGUAUUUUAUCUUUAAUACAAUGUAAUUUUUAAGGCAGCUUAUGUGAUGUACUUUUUUUUUUUUUUUUUUUUUUUUUUUUUUUUUUACAAGUUGGCUGUCUCCCACCGAGGCAGGGUGACCCAAAAAGAAUGGAAAUCCCCAAAAAGAAAAUACUUUCAUCAUCAUUCAACACUUUCACCUCACUCACACAUAAUCACUGUUUUUGCAGAGGUGCUCAGAACACAACAGCUUAGAAGCAUAUACGUACUGUAUAAAGAUACACAACAUAUCCCUCCAAACUGCUAAUAUCCCAAACCCCUCCUUCAGAGUGCAGGCAAUGUACUUCCCAUUUCCUGGACUGCAUUAUAAUUUUUACCAUUUUUAAUUUGUUUGUUAUUAUUUGUUAACAUUGCUUCAUUAUUUUAUACACAAUACUGUAUUUAAUAUACAAGCUUGCUGAGUUUCAGUGCCAACAAGGUAUCAAAUUGCUGAUGUGUGAUAAAAAGAAGUAGCUGGACUACUGGAGUUUUGGGGCCCACAGUUAUAUAUUGUAAAAAUGACUGUUUUGGUUUGGGUAUACCCAAAAGCUGAGUCCUUUACUACUACAGUCUAUGAAGACUAAAUUAAAAUUACUGCAUGUUGAUUUCAGGCAAGGUAUAUGUUUGAUCAAGAUCCAGUAGUACUGUGAUCCAGGCUUACAAGAGUCACAGUCUCGAGAGUACCAAGGUUUAAAUUGCAAUUCCGAGCUAUGCUGGUCUGGGAUUAUAUUAGUGACUAGGUGCACUGUGGGUUUGGUAUAAAGAUCACUCUGGAAUGAUUCUUGAGAGUUUGAUGGUAUGAGUCAAUGAAAGCUGAAUGUAAGAAAGGUAUUACAUACUUUUCCUUUCAAAGUCUCAGUUUAUUAAAACAGUUUUCAUAAUCUAUUUCCCAGAGAAUGUAGACAGUGAGUUAGUUUACACACAUUGUGAAGCCAAGAGGACAAAUAGUUUAAACUACAAACUGCUGGUAUGUGUUGAUCAUAGCAUAUUACACUUUAUAUACUUUGUAUUAUAAGAAAAUUGUAGGUUCUUAAACAUCUUGUAGAUUAAAUACCUAACUUUUUGCACACACUACAGUAUAUUAAUGUAGUAGCUUGAAAUGUUUACAAUAAUGAUUUUUCAUUAUAAUACACCUGUAGCAUGAUAUAAUUUUCUUUGUAUUGUAUCUCUUAUUUUGCUUUAUUUUUAGUAGUGUAUGCAGGAUAUGUACUUUUAACAAUUUGCCACCAUUACUGGGUAACUUCAUAAAAUCAUCACUUGUUUCAUUACGAUCCAUUGACUCCCCUAAUCACAACAUGCUACCUAUUUCAAAUUACAGGCACCUUACUUCCAUCUACAAACUAAAUCUGGCUAACUGGUUUCUCUGUAUCCCUUCAUAAAUUAUAAUACUUAUUCUCCAACAGCAAGUCAGAUCUCAAAAUCUAUUGGCCUCCACACUGAUCAAAAUACAUGUAUGCUGGAUGCUUAACCUCAAAAUCUUUACACACUCUUUCCAGCACUUCCUCAGGAAUUCCCUACAUCUUUCAUCUACCUUUCCCUAAAGAGAGGUUCCUAGAUUCUGGUGAAGGACUCUUGAUCUAAGGAAUUGGCCUUGUGCUCCAAUUCCUUGAAUAGUCUGAAUGCCUUCCAUUUCCCAAGGCACUGUAUGACUCCCUAUGGGUUUAGCAUUCUUCCAUCUCAAGGGAGAUGAGGGGCUUGUGAUCCAAGGAAUUGGACUUGUCCUCCCCUUCCUUGCAUCAAACCUGAAUGCCUCCAUUUCCCAGGUGUUUAGAACCCCUACAUGUUUAGCACUUCCUCUUGAGUGUAAUCUUUAUCAACCUGGCUUGCUCCCCACUUUCUGUAUGAACAAACCAUCACCUUUUAUGCCAUAUAAUGUAUUUUGAUUUAUUUACUGCUUAAAAUUUAUGGUUCACUUUGAUCUCAGGCCUAAUGUUUCCACUUAAUUCAGCUGCAACAGUGAAAGACAAUACACCACAACUUUAAGAGUGCAGAUAACCAGUAGCAAAGUCGAGACAGGAGGUAAGUAAAGUUUCAGAAAAUAGUUUGGACUAAUAUAAAUGAGAUUAGUUGGAUUUGAGCAGAACUGCCUAGUGUGGGCCAGCAUGCCUGCUAUAUAUCUUCCUUGUAUUUAUUGUUCAUUCACAUGACAGUGGAUCCUAACUUUUAUGAUAAUAUUUUAGCUAAAAGUUUGGAAGUGCAACUUUGACUUCUGUUGGACAGAGGCCAAAGUUGCUGGAAGUUACUUUAAUUGCCACAGCUGAUGUAGUCCCACAAAGGUCUGGAAGCUUCACUGUUUACUAACUUUUAGUUAAAAGCUUACUAUUCAUGUUAGAAUCCACUGUCAUAUAAACACUGAACAUGGAGAAGCUGUACAGCAAAUCCAGCUUGUCUCAUUUAUAUCUGCCCAAUUUAUUUUCUACAACCUGAUGUAUCUCCUGCCUCAUCUCACCCUUGCUAUUGGUCCCCUGCAUUUCUCUAUGUUAUACUGCUUUAUUUACUCUGUAUUCGGACUGAUGAAGCCACUUGUGACAAAACGUUUCCUUUAAUAAAAGUUCUAAACUGUA
Cherax quadricarinatus is the source of this 9147-nucleotide messenger RNA. Its product is annotated as zinc finger protein 568. Lineage: Eukaryota; Metazoa; Arthropoda; Malacostraca; Decapoda; Parastacidae. Gene Ontology annotation, molecular function: RNA polymerase II cis-regulatory region sequence-specific DNA binding; DNA-binding transcription factor activity. The record is from RefSeq and is a predicted model, not a curated record. Gene Ontology annotation, biological process: regulation of transcription by RNA polymerase II.